Messenger RNA from Ipomoea nil (Japanese morning glory), 1067 nucleotides. RefSeq names its product polyubiquitin-like. Gene Ontology annotation, cellular component: nucleus; cytoplasm. Gene Ontology annotation, molecular function: ubiquitin protein ligase binding; protein tag activity. The coding region runs from base 92 to 1024 and encodes 310 amino acids. The transcript is spliced from 2 exons. The record is from RefSeq and is a predicted model, not a curated record. Gene Ontology annotation, biological process: modification-dependent protein catabolic process; protein ubiquitination. NCBI's taxonomy places the organism in Eukaryota, Viridiplantae, Streptophyta, Magnoliopsida, Solanales, Convolvulaceae.
UCCAGUUUCGAAAUUCCAAGGAACUUAAUUAAUAAUUACGGUGAUCAUCGCUAGUACUGUCAAAUUAUUGGUACUCCUCCCAAUUCUUUCCAUGGAAGCAUCAUGCGGAAUGAUCUCUAAUCCCACCGCAAAACAGGAAGAGGAAGAGAUAAACAUAUCUUUGAGGAUUACUGAAACUGUGAGCGUAAAGAUUAACAAAUCCGAGACCGUUGGAAGACUGAAAACCUUGUUACGCCAAAAGGAAGGCAUACAAGAAUGCCUCCAACACCUCUUCUUGGACGGCAUAUGCCUCGAGAAUGACAAAAGGCUGGUUGAUUAUGGCAUCCAUGGCAACUCCACCCUCAACGCUUACGUUGAAAACUCGGUGCCACUAACGUUGUCUGUCAACAUCCCCUCCGCUAAGAGAACCGUAAUGGUGGACGUGAGAGCUCAAGACACAAUCACGACCGUCAAAGCAUACAUCGAGGCCAAAGAAAACAUCCCUCCAAACCAGUACACUUUGUUUCACGAUGGAAAGGCGCUGGAAGAGGAUAAAACCUUAGCGUUUCUCGAGAUCAAUUCGACGCUGCUUCUUCACAUGAUCUGUAAUCCCAAGGAAACCUUGAAGGUCUCAGUGAAAACGUUAACCGGAGAAAUCGUGGAGACACAGCUUAGGAUGUUGUACACCAUUCUGGACGUGAAAGGCGUGGUUGAGAGCAAAGUUGGGUACCCAGUGAAGGUUCUUGGAUAUAGAGGAAAGCUGCUGGAGGAUUCAGAGACUGUGUCAUAUUAUAACAUCGAGGAUGGGUCCAUCUUGGAGAUCCUGCCACGAGCUACUCAGAUAAUCAUCAAACGGAUUGGGGAAAGCACAUGCUUUGAAGUGUUCUUAUGGGGAUCUGUUAAAAAUCUGAAAGAAGCGAUUUUUGAGAAGUUGGGGGUGCCAGUUAAUGUGCAGAAGCUGAAAUUUGAGGGGAAUAUCCUGUAUGAUUCCAAGGAAUUGGCAAGCUAUGGAGUCAGGAAAGACUCAACCAUUCAUUUAUUUUGAGAACUGUACUAUUUGUAUUCGUUAUUUCAUUUGGUUGGAUUAU